Messenger RNA from Sipha flava (yellow sugarcane aphid), 1775 nucleotides. It is a transcript of the gene Vps26, whose product is annotated as vacuolar protein sorting-associated protein 26B-like. The record is from RefSeq and is a predicted model, not a curated record. Lineage: Eukaryota; Metazoa; Arthropoda; Insecta; Hemiptera; Aphididae. The transcript is spliced from 8 exons. Gene Ontology annotation, cellular component: retromer complex; endosome. Gene Ontology annotation, biological process: retrograde transport, endosome to Golgi; intracellular protein transport. The coding region runs from base 675 to 1775 and encodes 366 amino acids.
GUAUGUCGAAUGUAAUCCGAGGUUAUCCGAUGAAAACACUUGUGUUCUAUGUCUAGGACCAAAGCAUUCGUAUAAAAUAUUGAGGCGGGCCCUUGCGGCUUCUGCACGACGAGUAAUUUGGCUGCAUGGCGUGGCCACACUGGGCAAAUAAAUAUCCCGUCACAGUGAAAAAAACUUAUCUCAAAACAUAACUCAACUUUUCACCAACUAUAUUAUAUUUUAAUAUUGUUAUUAAAAUAUAUACCCACAUUUUAAUUGUAUUAUAUUGUUAUUUAUGUGUGUACAUAGAUGUGCCUGUAUUAAUUCACUAUUGUAUUAUAUUAUUUGAUACUGUGAUUCUGUUCAUCGGACUAUUGGUAUUUUUUUCGGGGGUUUUUUUUCUCCGCUUAACGUUCGUAGUGAUAUUUUCUUGUCGUGCGUCCCGAUUGAAAAAAUAUUACUUCUUAAAAAGAUAGAACGCGUAUCCCGUACCACCUUGUUGCGUGUCCACAACAGCUAGCCGGCUCGAUGAUGAUUUCAAUUAAUUGAGGGUACGACGAACCUUGUUUGUUUUGGUGUUCGGCAGUAGACAUUUCAUUCUCUUCGACGAGUAUUUCCGUGUGUCCCACAUCGCCAGCGUCGACGACGGUAGUUUUACGUGGACUGAAUACGAAAUUCGUUAACAACAUUCGAAAAUGACGUUUUUUGGUCUUGGGCAGACAGCAGAGUUAGAAAUAGUCUUAGAUCGACCAGAUGGAAAGAAGAAACUGGAUGAAAGCAGUAAAAAGGAUCAAAGUUUAAUAUAUUAUGAUGGAGAAACAGUAUCUGGAAAGGUUAAUGUGAUACUAAAAAAAUCUAGCAGUCGUUUGGAACAUCAGGGUAUUAAAGUUGAAUUCAUAGGACAAAUAGAAAUGUACUAUGACCGAGGUAACCAUCAUGAGUUCACAUCACUAGUCAAGGAACUGGCGAGGCCUGGUGAAAUGUUGCAGAAUACUUCUUUUAAUUUUGAAUUUUUAAAUGUAGAAAAACCAUAUGAAACAUAUACUGGUUCUAAUGUGAGACUAAGAUACUUUUUGAGAGUUACCGUUGUACGAAGAAUCUAUGACAUUGUUAAAGAAAUUGAUAUUAUUGUACAUACCUUAUCCUCUUAUCCUGAUAUGAAUAAUAGUAUAAAAAUGGAAGUAGGAAUUGAGGAUUGUUUACAUAUUGAGUUUGAGUAUAAUAAGUGCAAAUAUCACUUAAAAGAUGUUAUUGUGGGUAAAAUUUAUUUUCUACUAGUACGGAUAAAGAUAAAACACAUGGAAAUUGCUAUAAUUAAAAGAGAAACUACAGGAUCUGGUCCAAAUACAUUUAAUGAAAAUGAAACUAUAGCUAAAUAUGAAAUUAUGGAUGGAGCUCCUGUUCGAGGAGAAAGUAUUCCUAUUAGAGUAUUUCUUGCUGGUUAUGAUCUCACACCUACUAUGAGGGAUGUGAAUAAAAGGUUUUCAGUCAGAUAUUUUUUAAAUCUUGUUCUAAUGGAUGAAGAAGAUAGACGCUAUUUUAAGCAACAAGAAAUAACAUUAUGGCGAAAAGGAGAAAAAAAUUUAAAAGGGUUGCAAAAUCGUAAUGAACCUUCUCAUUUAGUAUCUGGAAAAGAUGGACCUAAAGGAAGUGAAGCUCCUCGAACUACUUCUCAAUCAAUUCAACCAUCUGGUUCAAUUGAUAAUACUGACUCAGAAAAUGAUCACAAUCAUUCCCCAAUGAAUGAAAAUGUUGAACAGGUACGUUCGUCAAUUGAAGAUAGUACUAGUGAAUAA